AUGCCGGCUUGCAUCAAUACAAAUGAAUAUACAGAGUUGAGCUAUAAGUGUUUAGAGAUAAUAAUCCUUAAACUAUUACGAAAUCACCAAACCAAGGAUAUGUCGUCAAACAAACUUAAAAUCAUUGAAAAAGACGCUUUUAAAGGAUUAUGGUCAAUACAGACAAUAGAUUUAUCCCGUAAUAUGAUUCGUGAUAUUGAAGCAAGAGCUUUCAAAAAUUUAACACAACUAUCAACGCUGGAUUUCUCCGAUAACAACAUUAAUAAGGUUCCUCAUGGUCUUUUCGAAUCACUGCAAAGCUUAGAGAAUCUAGAUUUGACCAAUACCAAUUUUUCAACAGCUCCCGGCGAUAUUCUCCUAAAUGCAGCAAAUCUACAAAUAUUAAAUGGUGGUGGUUGUAGCUUGAGUAGACCACUACCUAAUUCACUUCGAAAUAUGAAAGAUCUUAUUAAACUGAAUCUUUGCGUUAACGAAUUGUCUUCUAUCCAAAAUGAUUCUCUGCUUGGUUUAGAAAAUUUGAAGGAAUUAUCCUUAGAAACAAAUAGCAUCCAUCACAUUGCACCAGCUGCCUUUAAUCAUUUAGCAUCGUUGGAAAUUUUAUUACUGAAUGGCAAUCUCUUAGAAAUGGAUGAACUUUACUCCAUUCAAUUUGAUGGAAAGAAUUUGACAUUAAGUAAUAAUAAAUUUACUGAAAUUAACUUCAAACAAUUUCCAAAUAUUAAAACUGCUUUCUUGGAUUUAAGUUGGAAUUACAUAACUCAUGUCCGUAACUUUGUCUUUAUGCCGUCGUUAAAUAAACUGGAUAUAUCUGCGAAUCGAUUAGAUUCAAACUCAGUUUUGAAUUUGGCAAAUUUAACUGGUUUAGAAACAAUUUAUCAUACAUUAGGCACUUCUACUCAAGUAACUUCGCUAUGCUUAGUAGAUAUUCCCUAUUCGUAUACCGAAGCAAAGUCUACAAGAACACAGUAUAGGACAUACGUAGAAAAGAAUUAA
Trichoplax adhaerens is the source of this 993-nucleotide messenger RNA. RefSeq lists its product as uncharacterized. Lineage: Eukaryota; Metazoa; Placozoa; Uniplacotomia; Trichoplacea; Trichoplacidae. Bases 1 to 993 code for a protein of 330 amino acids. Gene Ontology annotation, cellular component: extracellular matrix. The record is from RefSeq and is a predicted model, not a curated record. Gene Ontology annotation, molecular function: protein binding. The transcript has 13 exons.